This is a messenger RNA of Symsagittifera roscoffensis, 1580 nucleotides long. RefSeq names its product SURP and G-patch domain-containing protein 1-like. The transcript has 4 exons. Gene Ontology annotation, biological process: RNA processing. The record is from RefSeq and is a predicted model, not a curated record. Bases 110 to 1480 code for a protein of 456 amino acids. Gene Ontology annotation, cellular component: nucleoplasm. NCBI's taxonomy places the organism in Eukaryota, Metazoa, Xenacoelomorpha, Acoela, Convolutidae. Gene Ontology annotation, molecular function: RNA binding.
AGAAAAAAUUAAAAAGAGAAAAAUUCUUCAGGUAAAAGUUUGGUAUCAGCUGGUUGACGAAAUUUGUGAUACUCGCCGAAAGAUAUUGAAAAUUCAUAUCUUUGCCAACAUGAACAAGUUCUCAAAUGAUGGAUCUUUCCUCGAGAAAUUUAAAGAAAUGAAUGGCGCUGUGUCGGAGAACAAGCCAAAAACAAAUGUGGAAGUUAAUCAGCGUGGUGGAAAUUCUAAGAAUUCCUUGAGUCGAGCUUUCAAACAGAUGAGCCAAGAUAAAAUUUUGAGCAAGCCUAAGCUAGUUUUUGAUGAUGUGGAUCGUCCUGUGACAUCUUUGUCAGAGGCAGAUUUCAAUGCAAAGGAAGAGUUUAACGAGUAUGAUGCUACGCUGCCCGAUGUUUAUGUGGAACCAGUUACAGCGAAAACUCACGUUGUCAUCGAUAAACUAAUAGAAUCAAUUCUAGAGUUCGGCGAUGACAUGGAACGGAUAAUUUUCAAUGAUCAGAAAGAUGAUCCUGAAUUUUGGUUUCUUCACGACAAGAAAUCACAAACGUACAAGCAUUUCCAAAAAAAGCUUGCAGAUGAGCGUGAAAAAAUGAAAACUAAGAAAUCAGCACUAUUGAGAAAAGAAAAUGAAGUGAAACAUACUACCAGCAUUAAGGCAGAAGUUCCUACUAUAAAUAUAGAUACGCUCGAUGUACCUGUGAUCGACAGUGUGUUUACACCAGAAACCGCUACAAAUAAGUCUAAAUGGGAAGACGAGCAAUCUCACGAAAAGUCGAGGAAACGGAAAAGCAGAUGGGGACCAGAGAGCAGUUCUAGUCUACAGCUAGCCGGCGAUAAUGGAAAGGUAGUUGCUCUGAAUGAUGAUGAUUUUGACAUGCUCAUUGCAAUGGAGGAAUUGAAGAGAGCCGAGCAGGAGGCAAAGCAGAAAAAACUGGCCUGGUCUUUGGCUCAGGGUGUUUCCUAUAACAGCGAUGAAGAGGAUGUUGAGGCAAAUGGAGGAACGAAGGAGCACGUUGAACGGAAGCAGGAAAUGGAGCGGACAGAAUUGAAGGCGAAGGAAGUGACUGAGUUGAACGAGGGACGAACAUUCAUUGGCGACUUCAUUCCGAACGAGGAAUUGCUCAAGUUCAAUGCGCAAGUGGCCAAGGCUAAAGGUCUCCCUAUGACACCUGAGAUGGCUGCUGCUUUGAGCGACACAUCCAACUUCGCAGAUCAUAAGUUGAAACAAGAUAAUAUUGGCUUCAAGAUGUUGCAGAAGGCGGGCUGGAGCGAGGGCAGUGGAUUGGGCACUGCAGCUCAGGGUGUGACUGCCCCAGUAGAUGUGAAUCCGAAUGCAGGAGGCACUAUGGGUCUGGGAAUGUCCCAACAACUGCACCAAGUUUCAUCUAAUGACGAUGACGUGGACAUUUUUCGUAAAAGAAUGAUGAUGGCAUACAAGUAUCGACCAAACCCGAUGAAUAACCCAAGGAGGCCGUACUAUUGAAAUAUUUAGCUGUUUAGUUCAAAACUUAAUAUUAAAUAUUCAGCGAUGCAAUAUAUUGAAGUUAUGUUUGAUGUCAAUGAUUUCUGAAUAAUUGUGUAAA